UGACCCAGAGUUCGCUUUCACACGCUCCGCACGACAUCUUCCUUUUAUGAUGAAGGCUGUUUUGAUAGCUUUGCCGGUUCUCUUUUACUGUUUGGAACAGAGGUUUAUACUUGGGCAGGAACCACUUUGCCAAUCUCACUCUUCGUGUUCUGAAUGUAUAAGGAGUCCUGGAUGUGCGUGGUGCACACAGACGGACUUCCUGAAAUCAGGUGAGUCAAAUGAACGGCGAUGUGAUUCUCCCGAGGCUCUGAAGGCCAGGAGAUGUAAAGAGGAUCAUGUGAUCAAUCCUGGAAAACAUCCCUUGACCUAUGUGAAGAACAGUGACCUCAGCAGCGAUCAUGAAAAUGUGGUCCAACUCAGACCUCAAAAUAUCAACAUUAAACUCAGAGUUGGAGUUCCACAUGAAUUCACAGUUGAGUUUAAGAGGGCUAAGGGUUACCCUAUAGAUCUGUACUACCUGAUGGAUCUGAGCUAUUCCAUGAAAGAUGAUCUGGAACAAAUCAAAACCCUGGGGCAGAAAAUCCUAAAGAAGCUGAGAGCCAUCACAGACACUGUCCGGAUCGGUUUCGGGUCUUUUGUUGAUAAGGAGAUGUUGCCGUAUGUCAGUCAGGUGAAGGCAAGACGUCAGAACCCCUGCCCCAAUCGCAUAGAUACCUGCCAACCAGCUUUCAGUUUUAAGAAUGUCCUGCCCCUGACUUACGAUGCCAGGGAGUUUGAACGAGAAGUUAGCAAACAGAAUAUCUCUGGCAACCUGGACGCUCCUGAGGCUGGUCUGGAUGCCAUUAUGCAGGCUGCGGUCUGUAAGGAUAAGAUCAGAUGGGGUGAUGUGACACGGAUUCUGGUUUACACAUCUGAUGAUACUUUCCACAUGGCAGGAGAUGGACGACUAGGUGGUGUCUUUCAGCCACAUAAUGGACAGUGUCAUCUCAGUGAUCAAGGUUCCUAUAAUGGAAGAGCCUAUGAUUACCCAUCAGUGGGCCAUGUAUCUAGGGUUCUGCAGGAUAACAAUAUUCAGCUCAUAUUUGCUGUGACUGAGGGCAUCUAUCCAGCAUAUAAGGCAUUAAGUGCAUUGAUUCCUCAGUCAGUGGUUGGUGUAUUAAAGAAUGACUCCAGUAAUGUUGUAGAUCUCAUCUCUGAAGCCUAUGGGAAUUUGUCGUCCACGCUGGUGUUAGAGCAGGAGGGAGCUCCAAAAGAAUUGGAUGUGUCCUACGGGUCUUCAUGUAAGGGGAAUCAGGCAGAUAUUGAAUGGAAGGAGAAAGGAGAGUGUCAAGGUAUCAAGCAUGAGAAGAUUACUUUCAAAGUACGUUUGAAUGCGUCUGCAUGUCUGAAGGAGCCGCAGACAUUUCGGAUCAAAAUGCAAGGUAUCAGUGAGGAGGUGAAGAUCACAGUGUAUACGGAGUGUCACUGUGACUGUGGUGUUCCAGAGAAGGCUUCCAAACACUGUAACAGUUCAGGAAUUCUCUCAUGUGGCAUGUGCAGCUGUGAUGAAGGGUAUUUGGGUCAGCGCUGUGAGUGUGUGCAACAGAGUGAUGCGGACUCUGUUGCCAACAUGCUGGCAUCCUGUCGGCCUGACAAUAGCUCACUGGUUUGCAGUGGACACGGCACCUGUGAGUGUGGCAAGUGUGUGUGUCAAGGCCAGUUCAGUGGGAAAUUCUGCGAAUGGGAUGACAAUAGUUGUGAAUACCAUAAUGGCUUUCUCUGUAAUGGUAAAGGCAGAUGUAUGUGUGGAAAAUGUAUCUGUUCUAAUAACUACACGGGGUCUUCAUGCGAGUGCUCGCCUAGCCAAGACAAGUGUAUCAAUGACAAACGACUUUGCAGUGGUCAAGGCAAAUGCACUUGCAACCGUUGUCAGUGUAACCCAGGCUUCAAGGGAGAGCACUGCUCUGCAUUCAUUAAUGAUUGCAUGCUGUUGAAGGACUGUGUGGCUUGUCACAAGGUAGUUGGUACUCCUGAUACCAAUGUCUGUGCUAUAAGAUGUUUGAAUGCUACAGUAUCUCGUCUCGAAGGAACUCGUGAGCUGCAUUGCACAUAUCAAGACACCAUUUCGUACGAUGUGAAACUUGGUGAUGAUGGCAAAAUUGUACUUCAGUAUGCAGACCUGCCUCGUUCUGUUGAUAAGACGACACUUAUAAUUGGCAUCUCUGUGUCAGGCAUAAUUUUAAUUGGCGUUAUAAUAAUCAUUAUUUACCGUUGCCUACUGGAACUGUAUGACAUUAGAGAGUACCAGAACUUUGUCAAAGCACAGAAACAGACUGAAUGGAAAGAGGUCCAGAACCCUCUUUUCAAAGGUGCCACGACAACGGUGUAUAACCCUUUGCAUAUGAAACACGACGAAAACGAAAAGGAACAUUCUGAGCAGAUUAUUUAAAGGGGUCGUUGAUCAGCUUUUUUCGAAGGCUUGAUUGUGUUUAUGGGGUGCAGUGGGACAUGUGCUCAUUAUUUUCACACAUUGUACCUUUAUUCUACACCGCUGUUUCCGUUCUCGUCAAAACGGUCUGUUGAGUUACUGGUUCUAUGAAGCCCCUCCCUCAGAAAUAUGCAGUCGGGCUCAGAUUGGUUAGCUGGCCCAGUGUGUUGUGAUUCACUAACCGCCUAAUGCACUUUGUCCGGAAAUGUCAUGCCCCCUUACCAUUAGGGGUAGUUGCAUGUUCCCGGGGACAGGAUUUAUGUAAACAUGUCACAA
Messenger RNA from Sinocyclocheilus grahami, 2683 nucleotides. RefSeq names its product integrin beta-7-like. Gene Ontology annotation, biological process: cell adhesion mediated by integrin; cell-matrix adhesion; integrin-mediated signaling pathway. Lineage: Eukaryota; Metazoa; Chordata; Actinopteri; Cypriniformes; Cyprinidae. The record is from RefSeq and is a predicted model, not a curated record. Gene Ontology annotation, molecular function: integrin binding. Gene Ontology annotation, cellular component: cell surface; focal adhesion; integrin complex. The transcript is spliced from 16 exons. The coding region runs from base 47 to 2368 and encodes 773 amino acids.